Molecule: messenger RNA, 987 nt
Organism: Cotesia congregata
Lineage: Eukaryota; Metazoa; Arthropoda; Insecta; Hymenoptera; Braconidae
Source: the annotation of a GenBank genome assembly
AUGUCUGCAAUAGAAGCGCCACCGUUUAUAAAAACAAUCGAGUGGGACAUGAUGGACAAAACGAAAUUUUUUCCCCUGAGUAUGCUGUCAUCUUUCUCAAUACGGUGCUGCCUUUAUCCAUUGACUGUCAUAAAAACACGGUUACAAAUUCAACGAAGAAAUCAUAUGUAUACAGGUAUGAUAGACGCCUAUCAAAAAAUUUAUCGAAUGGAAGGACUAGCUGGUUUGUAUCGAGGCUUCUGGAUAAGUUCAAUUCAAAUAGUAUCAGGGGUAUUCUACGUGUCAACUUACGAGGGUGUAAGGCAUAUUCUAAAUCAAGAUCCACUUACAACGGGUCUAGAUUCAAGAAUAAAAGCAUUAAUUGGUGGAGGUGCGGCAAGUACUGUUGCACAAACCAUUGUUGUGCCUUUUGAUGUAUUAAGUCAGCAUCUUAUGGUACUUGGAUUUACCAAUAAGCGCGGAAAAUUUGCAGUCGAUAAGAUGGCAAUGAAUCCACUAGGAUUAAAUUUAACACUUGGAUCGUCACGCGCUUUUGUUACCAGUGAAAUAAUCAAAUCAAUUUAUCAAAAAGAUGGUAUAAAAGGAUUUUAUCGUGGAUAUAUGGCUUCAUUAUGUGCUUACGUACCUAACAGUGCUUUAUGGUGGGGUUUAUACACUUUCUAUCAAGAUGAAUUGUUACGAAUUUUACCAAAUUGGGUGUCUCAUUUAUUUAUUCAAUCGUUAGCUGGAACUUUUGGGGGUUUUACUACGACAAUAAUUACGAAUCCUCUGGACAUUGUACGUGCACGUUUACAAGUUCAGCGCCUAGAUAGUAUGUGUCAUACGUUUAGAAUUUUAUGGAUCGAAGAGGGUUUCAAAAUGUUCUCGAAAGGUUUAUCAGCAAGACUUGUACAAUCAGCAUGUUUCAGUUUCUCAAUAAUUAUUGGAUAUGAAACUAUUAAACGUAUUAGUGUUAAUGAAGAGUACAAAAGCUUUAUAAAGUGGUGA